Molecule: messenger RNA, 1961 nt
Organism: Labrus mixtus (cuckoo wrasse)
Lineage: Eukaryota; Metazoa; Chordata; Actinopteri; Labriformes; Labridae
Product: P2Y purinoceptor 4
Exons: 2
Coding region: 399-1835 (478 amino acids)
Biological process (GO): G protein-coupled receptor signaling pathway
Cellular component (GO): membrane
Molecular function (GO): oxysterol binding; G protein-coupled receptor activity
Source: RefSeq, a predicted model, not a curated record
UCUCAGACUGUUUUCUCUCUUCAGCAGAAAAAGAAGAAACCUGCAGACGUCCACCUGUGAAGGUCACGAGCGUCCAAACUGGGAGCUGUGGUUUGAGGCUGGGUGGUCUUUGACAAGCAGCUGACACAAAGUGAAGCAGCAGUCCACAUCUUCUGGAUGUUUCUAUGAUUAUUCUGAUGGGCCGCAGACGGAACAGGAGCCAUAUGGACGCUCAGGUGACCCUCUUCUGGAUCUUCUGAAAUCUUCUGAGAAUCUGCUGCAAAGGAUCACAAAGGAUUACCAUUAAAGACUCAAGAAUGACAGAGUAGAAGAAUGACAGAGGAAAAGCUUGACGGAUUCCCUAAAGUACAAUCAUUCACCAACUUCUCUCUCACCUGAACAUCAUUGAAACCCUUAAAAUGUCAUCCAGCAGUGGAGUUCCCCUCAACAUCAGCGCAUCGGUACUCAACAAACUCUUUGAUGCCUUCCCACCUUCUCCCUCUACCUUCCCUCCGUCUCCAUCCUGCAGCAUAGACGAGUCUUACAAGUACAUCUUCCUCCCCAUUUGCUACUCUUUCACCUUUAUCUUCAGCAUUUCCCUGAACUCCGUCAUCCUCUACCGCUCCUUCCGCAGGACAAAGCGAUGGAAUGCCUCCCUGAUCUACAUGGUCAACCUGGCCUCUACGGACUUUAUGUACGGAUUGUCGCUGCCCUUCCUGGUGGCUAGUUACGUGAUGCGGGAUCGCUGGAUGUUUGGGGACUUCAUGUGCCGUCUGGUUCGCUUUCUUUUCUACUUUAACCUGUACUGCUCCAUCUUCUUCCUCACCUGUAUCUCCGUGCACAGAUACCUCGGAAUCUGCCACCCAAUGAGAGUCAUCACGCUGGAGACCAAGAAGGCCGUCAAGUGCACCUGUGUCGUGGUUUGGAUCGUUGUGUUUGCUUUAACCUGCCCAAUCUUCAGGUUUGCUCAGACUGGUCAUGUAACAAGAUUGGCUGGUCUUAAUGGUAAUGGUAGCACUACAGUCAACCUUAGCCAUGAGGUAUUAUCAAUGAAUGGUAGUACUAGCAAUGGGAACCUCGGGGUGGUCAUUGAGGAGUACCAGAACUGUUGGGACGAUGCCAUAGACAAGGAGUUUCCUGAUUACGUGCCAUACGGAAUCAUUCUCCAUUUGCUGGGCUUUUUUGUACCAUUUUCCAUCAUUGCUUGGUGUUACUCUCAUGUUGUUCUGACCAUAUUUAGGAGUCUACACAUUCAGCCCUCAUCCAGCAGAGGUUCGAGGGCAGGGGGACACGAAGGGAUACAUAGACAUUUUCGAAGAAGCCCUAAGAUCGAUGGAGGAGAAAGAAGAGGAAGCAAUGGCAUGUCGAGGACACGGAUAAGAGAUGAAGGAGUUUCCAUUUUUCUUGGCGCCAACUCCCCCUAUGCCAAUCGCAGACGCAAAUCCAUUAAGACCAUUAUUACAAUCACCCUUCUCUUUGCUCUCUGCUUCUUCCCCUUCCACGUAACCAGAACCAUCUUCCUCCUGCUGAAAGUGACCAAUAGAGUCCCAUGCCACACCAUGACCAUGGUCUCCAUGUGCUAUAAGAUCACCCGGCCUUUGGCAUCCUUUAACGCAUGGCUCAACGCCCUCCUAUACUUCCUGACCAAAGACAAGGGCGGAGCUCACUGCUGCCAGACGGUAAACACCACCAACCACCAACAUGGCGGGCUUCUGCUGCCCCUGAGGAUGAUGGGAAAAGGAAAGGAUACAGAUGAAGGAGGGAUGGAAGAUGGAAUAAACAACGAGGAGAAUAAAGCUUUCCACAACAGUCCGCCGUACAUGAACAGAGCAAAAGUUCGGUUUAUAGUUGAAUGACUAUUUUCAUGAGGAAGGACAAAAACAUUUUAGAUGCACUGUAUGUUUUCUUUUACUGGAAAUCAAAAUAAUAUAUAACAUAUGAAGAACUGUAGCAAAAGCAAUGAUUAAAGAAAACCAAAACAA